GUUAUGAUUCUUUAAGUAGUGAAAUUUGCUAUUAAUAUAUUUUCAAUUACAUGUUUGUAGGUGACGAUUCUUGUUCUCAAUUCCCAAACCCAUCCUCUAAGUGUUCAUUGAGAUGGUGGUUCGACACGGUGAAGGGUGGAUUAGAGAAGCAUGAUACUCGGCUAAGCCUAUUCAAGCAAUCUCCAUUUUCCUUCUUAUUGCACCUCUCAUCCUUUCGAUUUAUAGGGGCUCUAUUUCACCUUCUUCUUGUAAGAUAUAAAGGGGAUCUUAUAUUUGAGAUACGGGGGACACGGUUGCAAUUCACGGAGAUGGACUUCGCCCUCAUAACAGGGCUUAAGACUGGGGAGCUUACAAUACCAGAAAAGCGUCCCAUCAGUAGUACAUUAAUGGACAAAUACUUCAGAGAAUAUCCAGUUAUUAAGAAGCAUUUAUUAGAUGUGUUUAAUAAAUUAGUUGAUACCAAUAAGCACGAGGAUGUAGUGAAGGUUGCUCUACUUAUGUGUGUAGAGUAUUUUGUUAGGGGAACCGAAUCGAAAACUAUGUGUAACAUGGAUUAUAUGUACCUAGUAGACUCCAUAGAGGAUUUCUAUAGCUAUCCUUGGGGUAGUUUGGCCUACAAUACAAUGUCGCAAGGGGUCGCAGCUGCUGUGAUGGCAUCAGGUGCGGUUCGCUACAAUGUAUAUGGUUGUGUCUUUCCUCUGCAGAUAUGGGCUGUAGAGAGAUUACCGGCCCUACAAGAGUGUGUUAUUUCAUUUGUUCCCUCGCAAAUUCCACGCUUCAUUCAAUAUCGAGGUUGGAAGGGUUGGAGGUACAACAAAAUAUAUGCAAUUUUUGAGAGUGAAGCUACUAUCUUAAUAAAGAACUUGGAACCCACCCUACGAGAAUGGGAAAUGGACGCCGUUCGCUUGCUCCGUGAUAGUUUUCAGGUCAUCGAAACUCAGGAAUUAAGCGAUGAGGGUAACGAGAAUGAUGACGAGGGGUUGGGAUAG
Magnolia sinica is the source of this 989-nucleotide messenger RNA. RefSeq lists its product as uncharacterized. NCBI's taxonomy places the organism in Eukaryota, Viridiplantae, Streptophyta, Magnoliopsida, Magnoliales, Magnoliaceae. Bases 51 to 989 code for a protein of 312 amino acids. The transcript is spliced from 5 exons. The record is from RefSeq and is a predicted model, not a curated record.